Messenger RNA from Wickerhamiella sorbophila, 516 nucleotides. Its product is annotated as ER membrane protein complex subunit 4. The record is from RefSeq and is a predicted model, not a curated record. The transcript has a single exon. Gene Ontology annotation, cellular component: EMC complex. NCBI's taxonomy places the organism in Eukaryota, Fungi, Ascomycota, Dipodascomycetes, Dipodascales, Trichomonascaceae. Bases 1 to 516 code for a protein of 171 amino acids. Gene Ontology annotation, biological process: protein folding in endoplasmic reticulum.
AUGGUUUCAAACACUCUGCCUCACUGGUUUUACGAGCUAACGGACCGUACACAGGCGGUUGGCGUUGCCAUGUCUUCGCAGCCGCGCAAGGUUGUCAAGCCAGACAUCUUUGAGGGCUCUGAGAAGCGGCAGAAGCACGGCAAAACCAACGAGGACGCCCUCAAGGUUAAACGGGCAUGGGAGCUCGCUCUGGCGCCUGCGAAAAGCCUUCCGAUGAAUUUAAUCAUGUCCUGGUUCAGUGGAAAUUCAAUGCAAAUGAUUACCAUGUCUAUGACACUCUACAUGUUCUUUUUGUCGCCUAUGCGCCAGAUCAUGUCCAUGGGCCAGACCUUCGGGCACUUGGACGGCAAAAACAUUCAUUCGGAAAUCCUCAUGACCAAAAUCGUAUUUAUUCUCUGUGCUGUGAUUACAAUGGUGGCUGGCGUUUGGAAAGUGGGCCAAAUGGGUCUUUUGCCCACCCACACCAGCGACUGGCUGGCUUGGCAGGAGCCCACGGUCUACUCGGCAUCAUUUUGA